AUGGCGGCUAUUACGGAUAACCAAUCGUAUCUCCUUGCCCACCGCAGCCUCCAAGGCACCCAGAUUGCGGCAGUCGCUGCGACACCAUUCUACCUAAUUCAGUCGAUUCGCACCCGCCGUUUCUCUUUGAGGGGCUUGGCCCGCUACAACUGGCUCAUCCCUCUCUUGGGUGCAGGUAUUGGUGCAGGCGCUGGCUGGACGGAGUCGAUUCAAAUAAGCGCACCUCUUCUCUCGUAUCGUACAGCUGCCAUCCGUGCCGACAACGAGCGUGUUCGCCGCGAUGAUUUCCAUCUGAUUGGUUCUGUUGUCGGCGCACUUGCUCUCCCCGCUCUGUUCCUGCGCCAUGUUGGCCUGUUCAACGGUCUACUUGGCGGUGCCGGUCUUGGCGGUGCGGUUGGCAUCCUCUCAUACUUUGGAAAGCAGUACUCUGAGGACAAGCUCAAGGAACUGCCUAUUCCAGGUACGGAGCAGAAACUCCCACUCCCAUAG
This is a messenger RNA of Malassezia restricta, 489 nucleotides long. RefSeq lists its product as uncharacterized. The record is from RefSeq and is a predicted model, not a curated record. NCBI's taxonomy places the organism in Eukaryota, Fungi, Basidiomycota, Malasseziomycetes, Malasseziales, Malasseziaceae. Bases 1 to 489 code for a protein of 162 amino acids. The transcript is spliced from 2 exons.